Messenger RNA from Neopsephotus bourkii (Bourke's parrot), 1760 nucleotides. RefSeq names its product tubulin alpha-2 chain. NCBI's taxonomy places the organism in Eukaryota, Metazoa, Chordata, Aves, Psittaciformes, Psittacidae. The transcript is spliced from 6 exons. Gene Ontology annotation, biological process: mitotic cell cycle; microtubule cytoskeleton organization. Bases 397 to 1734 code for a protein of 445 amino acids. Gene Ontology annotation, molecular function: GTP binding; structural constituent of cytoskeleton. The record is from RefSeq and is a predicted model, not a curated record. Gene Ontology annotation, cellular component: cytoplasm; microtubule.
GGUGGACUGCAAGGACUGUUGUUCUGUAUCUGCUCUUCUUAAAUGCAAAUAACAGCACUUUAUGCUUGCCUCAUGCAUAGUAGUUCUUAGGAGCAUGUGGUGGUAGUUUAGCUUGGAGAAUUAAUCGGGAAGACUUGCUGAAGAGCAGACUUUAGGGCUGGGACCUGUUGAUGGUUGAAAGCAGGCUGCUGGUGUAGCAGGAGAGUGUGUGAAAUGGGAUGGUUGCCUGGGAGACAUUAUGACCUCUCCUGCUUAUGCUGUGGUGCUGAGGGGCCCCUGCCAGUGAGGUGCAUAUGUUCUGUCAUCUUGUACUAGGGUGCUUCCACAACAGGAGGAACAUCAGUAACCAAAGCUGCUGCUACCACCAAUCAAGAGAGGAAGCGUGUGGGAGAAGCAAUGCGUGAGUGCAUCUCUAUUCACAUUGGCCAAGCUGGAGUUCAAAUUGGCAAUUCUUGCUGGGAACUCUUCUGUCUGGAGCAUGGCAUUCAGCCAAAUGGCACCUUCAUCGACCAACCCAGUGAUGAUGACGCUUUUGCCACAUUCUUCAGAGAGACAAGCUCUAGAAAAUAUGUGCCCCGUGCUAUUAUGGUGGACUUGGAACAAACAGUAAUAGAUGAAGUGCGGACUGGCACCUACCGGCAGCUUUUCCAUCCGGAACAGCUUGUCUCUGGAAAGGAAGAUGCAGCAAAUAAUUAUGCACGUGGUCACUACUCUGUUGGCAAAGACAAAAUUGACUUGGUAUUGGAUCGUAUCCGUAAGAUGGCAGAUGACUGUUCUGGGCUGCAAGGGUUUCUGAUCUUCCACAGCUUUGGUGGGGGUACUGGCUCUGGCUUUACCUCCUUACUAAUGGAACGACUCUCCAUUGAAUAUGGAAAGAAGUCCAAACUGGAGUUUGCAAUCUACCCAGCCCCACAGGUUUCCACUGCUGUGGUGGAGCCCUACAAUUCUAUCCUGACCACACAUACCACCCUGGAGCACUUGGAUUGCACAUUCAUGGUGGAUAAUGAAGCCAUCUAUGACAUCUGCCGCCGAAACCUGGACAUCGAGCGUCCCACCUACACCAACCUCAACCGUCUCAUCAGCCAGAUUGUCUCCUCCAUCACGGCUUCACUGCGCUUCGAUGGUGCUCUCAAUGUGGAUCUGACAGAGUUCCAGACAAACCUGGUGCCCUACCCGCGCAUCCACUUCCCCUUAGUCACCUAUGCCCCCAUCAUCUCCUCUGACAGAGCGUACCACGAGCAGCUCUCAGUGGCUGAAAUCACCAGCGCCUGCUUUGAGCCCAACAACCAGAUGGUAAAGUGUGACCCAAGACAUGGCAAGUACAUGGCCUGCUGCAUGCUGUACCGUGGUGAUGUGGUUCCCCAGGAUGUCAGUGUCGCAAUUGCUGCCAUCAAGGCCAACAGAACCCUACAGUUUGUCGACUGGUGUCCAACAGGCUUCAAGGUUGGGAUCAACUAUCAGGCUCUUACAGUUAUACCAGGAGGAGACCUAGCCCAGGUCGAGCGAGCAGUCUGCAUGCUAAGCAACACCACGGCCAUUGCAGAGGCUUGGGCCAGGCUUGAUCACAAGUUUGAUCUGAUGUAUGCCAAGAGAGCUUUUGUGCACUGGUAUGUUAGUGAAGGCAUGGAGGAGGGAGAAUUUGCAGAGGCACGAGAAGACCUGUCUGCCCUGGAGAAGGAUUAUGAAGAAGUGGUAACUGACUUACUUGAAGAAAAUGAGGCAGUGGAGUCUUAAAAAUCACACUGCCUUUUUCUGUGCAU